Molecule: messenger RNA, 1218 nt
Organism: Parnassius apollo (apollo)
Lineage: Eukaryota; Metazoa; Arthropoda; Insecta; Lepidoptera; Papilionidae
Source: the annotation of a GenBank genome assembly
AUGGCAAUCACGAAAUUAAGUGCAAAGCAUUGCACAAAAUUACUUAAAGGAUUUGAUACUAGUUUGCCUGCGUUGUAUAAAAGUGAACGUAAGUGCUCUAAUAGUCACUCCACGAUUAAUACACACAGCCUAAACAUGUAUUCCAAGGUAAUAGUACUCCUGUGUGCCGUAGGCAUCGCAACGGCUGGAAAUCUUUAUCAUGAAGCUGCUCCCUGGUCUUACACAACAUAUGGUGCUGCACCAGCAUUUACUUCUUACGCCGCUGCUCCAGUCAUUGGAAAGACUUUUGCGCCAUCAGUUUCAUACCAAUCAAUUUCUACGCAGUCCGCUCCAGCCUACGCUACCUAUUCAACCGCACCAGUAGUCGCUAAGACAAUCGCCGCACCGGCUGUUGCAACUUAUUCAGCUGCACCAUCUGUAUCGUACCAAACUAUUUCCACUCAAUCUGCACCACUCACUUACGCUGCUACUGCCCCGGUAGUUGCUAGAACUUACGCAGCUGCAGCUCCUAUUGUUACUAAGUCUUACGCUGUGCCUUCUCACUCUAAUUACGCAGGAUAUUCAGGCGGAUCAGCAGUUUCCUAUCAGAGUGUUACUAGACAUUCAUCACCAUUGACAUAUGCAGCUGCUGCCCCUGUUAUAUCUAGUUCUUACGCGGCUGCUCCAGUUGUAGCUCAUUCGUACACAGCACCCGCUAUCUCUUCGUAUGCGGCUCCGGCUAUAUCUACUUACCAAACUGCUCCUGUAGCUACUUACACUACUGCUCCUUUAGUUGCUAAAACUGUUUCCCCUGCAGUAUCAUAUUCAUCAGUCUCAACUCACUCUGCUCCCGUGGCAGUAGCUGCUAGAACAGUUGCGGCUCCUGCUUAUACGUCCUAUGCUGCUCCGGUAGUUUCUUAUUCAUCUGUUCCUUCUCAUUCCGCUUCAGUAGCAUAUACGACGGGUCCCUUAGUAACUAAGACUAUUUCUGCACCUGCAGUGGCCACAUAUACAAGCGCGCCUGUAGUUUCUAAAACAAUUUCUCCAGCUGUUUCAUAUUCAUCUGUAUCUUCCCACUCCACACCAGUAGCUGCGUAUUCUGCGGCUCCUGCCUAUACUGCAUAUUCUACUGCUCCUGCCUAUACUGCUUAUUCUACUGCUCCUGCCUAUACGUACUCUACGGGCCCCGUUUCAUCUCACGUCUCCUACUCCGAUCUUAGUGGUCAUUACGGAUGGUAG